UGUCAGACGUGCAGCAGACAUUGUCAGCAUAGGUUGAGAAUUGUAGAGUAGCUCCGGUAAAAAUAUCAAAUCAAGUAACAAGAAGUAAAAUGGUGUCCGCCGUGAAAUGCAGUUUGGCCGUGGCCGUUAUGAUUAGUCUGGCCUGUUCGGCCUAUGCCAUCAAGUGCUACCAAUGCGAGUCGCUGACAACACCCAAAUGCGGCCUCAAGUUCGAGGAGGAUGAGACUCUGCUAAUGGAUUGCGCCAGAAUCGGUCCACCGCGCUAUCUGCAGAACUUCUUCCCACUGCGCAACGCGACCGGCUGCAUGAAGAAGACGCUCGAGAGCGUUGUCGGCCACCCGCAGAUCGUGCGUAGCUGUUACUUUGGCGACGUAUCCAACAUCCAGACUGGCUGUCAGUCGGAUCCCUCGUUGCCCUUCGUCAAACAGUUGGGCUGUGAUGUCUGCACCAAGGAUGAGUGCAACGGCUCCGCCUCCCUGGCCCCCAUUGCUGGAGGUAUCCUGCUAUUCUUCGGAGUGGCCCGCUUGCUGGCCUAGAUCUCUAGUAUUUGGCUUUAGUUCUUAACUUUUGGUUGUAUUUAAGUAUUUUUCUGUAUCAACUGCAAUUUUGAGUUUGCCCCAUAGUUGUAAAAUAAUCUCGUUUAAAUUUGUGCCUGUCCCAUUUGCAAUUGCAAGCAAUAAAAUAUUUAUGGAUCACUUAAACAA
Molecule: messenger RNA, 704 nt
Organism: Drosophila novamexicana
Lineage: Eukaryota; Metazoa; Arthropoda; Insecta; Diptera; Drosophilidae
Exons: 3
Coding region: 90-536 (148 amino acids)
Biological process (GO): regulation of synaptic transmission, cholinergic; sleep; positive regulation of voltage-gated potassium channel activity
Source: RefSeq, a predicted model, not a curated record